AUGGUAUGCGUCAGAGAGUGGGAGAAUCGCGGAGGUGAGGGAAAUGGCAUCGAAAUCGCAGUGAAAUUGCUCGGUGCGGAUCAUGAAGAUGCCCUUGCGAGUACUGCGAUAUUAGCUGAAGGCUAUUCACUAGAGGGCCUCUGGGAGGAGGCGGAGCAGCUCGACGUACAGGUCAUAGAGACUCGCAAGAGGAAGCUCGGCGUGGACCAUCCCUCUACGCUGACGAGUAUGGCCAACCUAGCAUCGACAUAUCGGAAUCAGGGCCAAUAG
This is a messenger RNA of Penicillium brasilianum, 270 nucleotides long. The record is from the annotation of a GenBank genome assembly. Lineage: Eukaryota; Fungi; Ascomycota; Eurotiomycetes; Eurotiales; Aspergillaceae.